This is a messenger RNA of Drosophila teissieri, 822 nucleotides long. Its product is annotated as serine protease grass. Bases 1 to 822 code for a protein of 273 amino acids. Gene Ontology annotation, biological process: proteolysis. Lineage: Eukaryota; Metazoa; Arthropoda; Insecta; Diptera; Drosophilidae. The record is from RefSeq and is a predicted model, not a curated record. Gene Ontology annotation, molecular function: serine-type endopeptidase activity. The transcript has 4 exons.
AUGAAGAACAUUGAAAUCUUCGUACUGGCCGUGCUUUUGGCUUUCUGCUCAGCAAUUGUGCGGGGUUCGGUAGGUGACAGCUUUCUGGAGCAACCGUGUGGCACUGUUCCGAUUCACUCAUUCAGGAUUGUCGGAGGACACGACGCCCCAGUGGCCACCGCUCCAUGGAUGGCCAAGGUCAUUGGCAAAAGGGGUUUCCUCUGCGGAGGCUCACUAAUCGCAAAGCGCUUCGUACUGACGGCUGCUCAUUGUGUGGGCAACGAAGAUCUAAAAGUCCACCUUGGCGUACUCGACCAAGAAGCAAAGGCACAGAAGUUCGAUGUGGAUGGAAUGUUUGUCCAUACGGAAUAUUACCUUGGCAAACACGAUAUAGCCCUGUUGAGACUGGCCAAGCCAGUGCAAUAUGCUGAUAAUGUCAGUCCGAUCUGCGUGCUGCUGGACCCGCUUUUCAAAAACUUGGAUGAGCUCAUUAUCAAGUUCAGAACCUACGGCUGGGGCCAAACCCAAUCCAGCAGCUCUAGUCGCAUGCUCCAGAAAACAUCGCUCUUUAAUCUUCGCCGAGCUGAGUGCUCGGCACAGUUUCCGCACCAGGAGAUCGAUCGGAGUCACAUCUGCGCGGAACGAGCUAGUGCCAGCACUUGUACUGGCGACUCCGGUGGUCCUCUGACCGCCAUCGUUACCUAUCUUAGUGUCCCAACGGUGUUCCAGUUCGGAGUCACCAGCUACGGUUUUGAAAACUGCUCCCAAGCCACUGUCUUUACAAACGUAAUGGCCCACUUGGACUGGAUCGUUAAUACCGUUCGCCGAGAAGGGAAUCUGUAG